This is a messenger RNA of Rattus rattus (black rat), 2085 nucleotides long. It is a transcript of the gene Aspg, whose product is annotated as asparaginase. The transcript has 15 exons. The record is from RefSeq and is a predicted model, not a curated record. NCBI's taxonomy places the organism in Eukaryota, Metazoa, Chordata, Mammalia, Rodentia, Muridae. The coding region runs from base 201 to 1895 and encodes 564 amino acids. Gene Ontology annotation, biological process: amino acid metabolic process. Gene Ontology annotation, molecular function: protein binding; asparaginase activity.
CUGUCCUUUACAAGAGUCCCGCUCUCUACUUUGAAGGCGACUCCUCCUCCACCCCGAGGUCCAGCCUACCUCGGAUCUUCAGUUCCCACCAACCAGAGGAGCCCCAGACCUCCAGUAAGCCCCACCCUGCGGGCUCCUCCGCUUCCCGGUCUUGCUUUCCCUUUGGCUCUGUCCCCACUGAGGAGUCCGCUGUCCCAGCCAUGGCGCGUGCUACCGGACCCGAGCAGCGGCUGCUGGCCAUCUACACUGGCGGCACCAUCGGCAUGCGGAGUGAAGGCGGAGUGCUGGUACCUGGGAGAGGCCUGGCUGCCGUCCUGAGGACACUUCACAUGCUCCACGAUGAAGAGUAUGCCAGAGCCCACAGCCUGCCCGAGGAUACGCUGGUGUUGCCCCCGGCCAGUUCUGACCAGAGGAUCAUCUACACGGUGCUGGAGUGCCAGCCACUCUUCGACUCCAGUGACAUGACCAUCACUGAAUGGGUUCAAAUUGCCCAAACGAUAGAGAGACACUACACACAGUACCAGGGCUUUGUGGUCAUCCACGGCACGGACACCAUGGCCUUUGCUGCAUCAGUGCUCUCUUUCAUGCUGGAAAACCUGCAGAAACCGGUCAUCCUCACAGGUGCCCAGGUUCCUAUCCACGCACUGUGGAGUGAUGGCCGUGAGAACCUGCUGGGGGCUCUGCUCAUGGCUGGCCAGUACGUCAUCCCUGAGGUCUGCCUGUUCUUCCAGAAUCAGCUCUUUCGGGGCAAUCGGACAACCAAGGUGGACGCUCGGAGAUUUGCAGCCUUCUGCUCCCCUAACCUGCCCCCUCUAGCCACUGUGGGCGCAGAUGUAACAAUCAACCGUGAGCUGGUACGGAAGGCCCCUUGGAAGAGCCACCUGGUGGUCCACAGCAGCAUGGAGCCUGACGUGGGCCUACUGCGCCUCUACCCUGGGAUUCCCGCCUCCCUGGUCCGGACCUUCCUCCAGCCCCCACUGAAGGGCGUGGUCAUGGAGACCUUUGGCUCUGGGAAUGGGCCCACCAAGCCGGACCUACUACAGGAGCUCCGGGCGGCGGCCGAAAGAGGCCUGAUCAUUGUCAACUGUACCCAUUGCCUUCAGGGGGCUGUGACUUCCGACUAUGCACCUGGGAUGGCCAUGGCAGGAGCCGGCAUAAUCUCAGGCUUCGACAUGACAUCAGAGGCUGCCCUGGCCAAACUGUCCUAUGUGCUGGGCCAGCCAGGGCUGAGCCUGAGUGACAGGAAGAAGCUGCUGGCCAAGGAUCUUCGUGGGGAGAUGACACUGCCUACGACAGAUGACUUGCUGGGAGAUGACAUGCUGGGCUGCAGGGCCACAUGGCUUCUCAGUAUGAAUGGCAGCCAGGAUGCUGAUGCCAUGAAGGAAGUUCUGCUGCCCGGCCUGGCCCUGGCUGCAGCUCAUGCUGGUGACCUGGACACUCUGCAGGCCUUUGUGGAGCUGGGCAGAGACCUCAACCUGAAGGACUACAGUGGCCAGACGCCACUGCAUGUGGCUGCACGGAGAGGGCAUGCUUCAGUGGUCGCCAUGCUACUGCAGAAGGGUGUGGAUGUGGAUGCCCGUAAUGAGGACGGUCAGAGCCCACUGCUGCUGGCCGUGAGGGGCAGGCAUCUGAGCGUCAUCAGGCUGCUGAGGGCCGCUGGGGCUCACCUGUCUCCCCAGGAGCUGGAGGACGUGGGGACAGAGCUGUGCAGGCUGGCAUCAAGGGCGGACAGCGAAGGCCUGCGGGCAUGGUGGCAGGCUGGGGCUGACCUAGGACAGCCGGACUAUGAUGGACACUGUGCCCUGCAAGUAGCCGAAGCAGCUGGGAAUGCAGAUGUGGUGGCUCUGCUGCAGAGCCUUAAGGACAGGGUCAGCGCCCAGCCCCAGCCCCACUAGGUCUUGGGCUGGUCUGAUGCCUCCUUAGUGAACUCUCAUUGGUUUACGACUGGAUCCUUGCACCAGAGCCAGUUCUGGAGACGGCUGGAGGAAGUGGGCAUGAGAGAUGGGUCAUUCGUCCAGAGCCCUUCUUGGGGACCCCGAGAGUAAACACGGUCUUCGGGAGAUAGGGCUGGUGGGGCUUCCUGUA